AAUAGGAGUCUGGAGCUGGGAACCCACGCUCAGACUCAGAGCUGAAGGUUGAACUCCACCUCCAGGCAGAAUGAGGCUCAGCACUGCAGCCCUGCUUCUUCUACUGGCCAGCUGCCUCUCUCCAGGUCACGGUAUUCUGGAGGCCCAUUACACCAACUUAAAAUGUAGGUGUACCAGACUGAUCUCAAACAUGGUCAACCUAAGCUUCGUAGAUCAGAUUCAAGUUAUACGCCCUGGGAAUGGCUGCCCAAACAUUGAAGUCGUGAUCUGGACCAAGAUGAAGAAAGCUCUAUGUGUGGAUCCUCGUGCCAUGUGGUUACAAAAAGUAUUAAAAUUUUUCAGAAGCAAAAAUCUCUCUUCAACUCCCCAAGCUCCAGUGAGUAAGAGAAGAGCUGCCUAAAGCCACUGUCACCUCAAAAGGCACCUGCACCCAUUUUAUCUCUGCUCUGAAUUUUAGUUAUGCCCUUAGUUGAAGAAUUUCCAAGAAAAUACCUUCCCUCUACAAACAAACAUGACUGUAGGUAAAACGAUCCUGCAGGAGCUGAGAGGGGACACUCAAGCUCCUUUGCAUACUCAACCCACAUUCUUGUUCCUUAAGGAAGGAUAUUUGGGAACAGGCAUUUAGUGACAACCCACUUCAGAUGCAUUUGGUAAUAGACCUGUUGUUUAAUGUUAAACCAUCCUAGGUUGUAGAGGAAUGAAAACGUACAUGCCGAAUCUGAACCUGUAGCUCAUAUUAACAAGAGGUUUACGAGAUGGACUUUAGUUAUUUUGCACCCUUGCAAAAAGCAGGCUUCCAUAAUAGUCUCCAGAAGGUUCCUGGGAAGCUGAUGCAAUACCAGCCUAAGGUGAUACAGAACAGGUCUCCUUUAGAGAAAAGCUGCAUGGGGGAAAUAGUCCUUCUACUUUGAAAGGUUGCUUGUAUAAGAUUUAUUGUCUUGGAUUAAAACCAGUAACAUCGAAAGACCCUUAGCUUAAAGCUCCAGGCUCUUCAGCAGUGUACAAAUAUAUUCCUUUGCACUGUGACCCUGAUGAUCUAUUUUUAUUGUUCAUAUCUUUCACACAGACAAAAUACCAGGCUCUUGUAUCAAAUUCUCUAAUGGUUCCUAUUCAUCUAGUGUCAUUCAAUAAACUUAAUCAAAUAUUUUGCU
This is a messenger RNA of Mastomys coucha (southern multimammate mouse), 1151 nucleotides long. It is a transcript of the gene Cxcl13, whose product is annotated as C-X-C motif chemokine ligand 13. NCBI's taxonomy places the organism in Eukaryota, Metazoa, Chordata, Mammalia, Rodentia, Muridae. The coding region runs from base 71 to 400 and encodes 109 amino acids. The transcript is spliced from 4 exons. Gene Ontology annotation, cellular component: extracellular region. Gene Ontology annotation, biological process: antimicrobial humoral immune response mediated by antimicrobial peptide; neutrophil chemotaxis; inflammatory response. Gene Ontology annotation, molecular function: CXCR chemokine receptor binding; chemokine activity. The record is from RefSeq and is a predicted model, not a curated record.